UCUUAGCGGAAAAACAUGGCCGCGCCCUAAGAGAUCAUGUUGGAUUAAUCUUUUUAUGCACGAGUAACACAUUUAUAGAGCAAAAUACAUUAAUACAUAGGUUUUUAUCUCUAAAGACUAAGUGUAAAAUGAAGACAUUUUGCGGUCGUGCAAAUCCAACAACCGGAGCGUUGGACUGGGUGGAGGAGAGCGAGGAAUAUGAUUAUCAUCAGGAGAUUGCCAGGUCUUGCUAUGCAGAUAUGCUCCAUGAUAAAGACAGAAAUGAGAAGUACUAUCAGGGCAUUCGAGCAGCAGUGAGCAGAGUGAAGGCACGCGGAGAACGAGUGGUGGUUCUCGAUAUUGGAACAGGGACUGGUCUGCUCUCCAUGAUGGCAGUGACUGCUGGAGCUGACUACUGCUACGCCAUAGAGGUGUUUAAACCCAUGGCACAGGCUGCUACUUGCAUUGUGCAGAGGAAUGGCUUCUCAGACAAAAUCAAGAUCAUCAACAAACAUUCCACUGAGGUUACAGUCGGACCAGAUGGAGACAUGCAAGAGCGAGCAAAUAUUCUUGUAACGGAGCUGUUCGAUACUGAGCUGAUUGGCGAAGGAGCAUUGCCCAGCUAUGAGCAUGCACACAUUCAUCUUGUCCAGGUAGGUUGUGAGGCUGUGCCACAUCGUGCUACAGUCUAUGCCCAGCUGGUGGAGUCUGAUAUGCUGUGGAAAUGGUCACAGAUUCUGCCUAUUGUGGUGGAUGGGCACAAACUGCUUCCCCCUCCUGCUGUAGUAGAGUGUGCAGGAGCGCCCUCUGUUUGUGACAUCCAGCUCAGUCAAGUGUCGCCACAAUCUUUCACUCCCCUCGGGCCCAUCUGCACCAUGUUCCGUGUUGACUUCAGCAAGCCAGUCAGCAGUGCUGCUCAGUCAUACAAAGCACAAUUCAAGGCCCAGACUAGCGGGAGGGCACAGGUGGUCUUAACCUGGUGGGAUAUCGACAUGGACCCUGAUGGAAACAUUGUGUGCACAAUGGCCCCGAGUUGGACCUACCCAGAACCUAAUUCUUACCCUUGGAGAGAUCACUGGAUGCAGAGCGUCUAUUUCCUCCCUGCAGAGAAGAACGUGUCUGAGGGAGAAGAGCUCAGUUUAACAGUCUCCCAUGAUGACUACAGCCUCUGGUACAGCCUUUCACACAGUCAACACCAUGAUGUCGAAGUGACACCUUUUCGGCCGUGCUGUACCUGUCAGGCCCAUCUGGUCUGGACAAGGCCACGCUUUGGGGAACUGAAUGAUGAGCAGAGGACUGAGAGUUACGUGAAUGCGCUACGCAGUAUUCUGAAACCAGACAGUGUUUGUUUAUCAGUCAGUGAUGGCAGCCUGUUACCCAUCUUUGCUCAUCUGCUUGGAGCUAGGAAGGUGUUUAGCUUGGAAAAUUCUGGAAUGGCAAAACAAGUGAUUAAACAGGUUCUACAAACAAAUUCACUGAACCAUGGAGUACAGCUAUUGGGAAUCCGGUCCGAGCAGCUCACAUUAGAUGAUUUGGAGGGAAAUCAGAUAUCAGUUUUGAUGGGAGAGCCGUAUUUCAGCACCAGCUUGUUGCCCUGGCACUCUCUUUUCUUCUGGUACUGCCGCACCUCUGUGGCCCGGCUGCUCCAGCCCAAUGCCACCAUUCUGCCCCGUGCUGCCACACUUUACAUAGUUGCUGUUGAAUUCAGAGAUCUGUGGAGAAUCAGAGUUCCUUGCGGUACUUGUGAGGGCUUUGAUGUCAGUCCCAUGGAUGAGAUGAUUCAGCGAUCUCUGGAUUUCCGUGAAUCUUGGGAGGCAGAGCCACACCCACUGUGGGAGUACCCUUGUCGUGCCCUGACCAAACCACACCCAGUCAUGAUGUUCGAUUUUACACAAUGUGUUCCUGAACAACCAAUCAGCAGUCAAGGAACUGUGCCACUCACAGGGAGAGGAUGUUGUCAUGCCGUUGCUCUCUGGAUGGAGUAUCAGCUGACAGAGGACAUCACCGUAAGCAUGGGCCUAUCAAAACCAAUUGACGAAGAGGGAGCUUGUGAAUGGAACCCACAUCGAAAACAAGGAGUGUUCUUCUUUGGCUCUACUAAUGAAAGUUCUGGAGAUGGAAGGGAAGAUCUCUUCUACAAUUUAACCUUUGAACCUCAUACUGGUGACAUUAAAAUGGACUUCUCUGUUACCGCACCUUGACCAAUGGCCAUGAUGGUCAGGACCCAAAUGAACUACGUCAUCAUCAGUUCACAUUUUGUUUCUAAAAUGAUGCUUAUCCAAAGAAUUCCUUACAUGAGUUUAUAGUUCUUUUAUCCUCCACAUAAUAUUCAUAUUCACAGUUAAUAAGCUUCAAUAACUUAUGUAAACAAUCUGUGAAGUAUUGAGAUGAACAGACAGAUUUUAUUACUUAGAACUGUGUGUUUAGAUUAGUUUGUGUGGUAUAUGAAAACAUAAAAUUGUGUGGAAUUACACAAGUUCCUUUCAUGCUGCUUUAAAUAGUGAUAUGACAUCUUGCCGUAUGAGAGGUGAGACAAAGGUCCAUGUAUUCUUUUAAGAUUUUAUUUAACAGCUUUUUUUUUUAGCUCAAAACAAUCACCUUAUAUUAUACAGAUGGCAAAAUACACACAGAGCUACUUAAAAAAAAAAAAACAUACACCCAAAGUGAAGAUUCUCUGUUUCUAAAUAAAGAUGUGGGAUGGAUUGAUACAUCAUUAGAGAUUCAUUUAUAUUUUGAGUAUGAAUUUGAGUGAAGUGCUGUUCAGUUGCUCUCUGGAUACUUAAAACUCUUGGACAGAUUAAAAAUGUAACAAUCUGAUGGAAUGAGACACUUCCAACUGAACUGUGCAUAAAUGUUUUCUAUUGUA
Molecule: messenger RNA, 2845 nt
Organism: Myxocyprinus asiaticus (Chinese sucker)
Lineage: Eukaryota; Metazoa; Chordata; Actinopteri; Cypriniformes; Catostomidae
Product: protein arginine N-methyltransferase 7
Exons: 17
Coding region: 129-2180 (683 amino acids)
Biological process (GO): peptidyl-arginine methylation
Molecular function (GO): protein-arginine N-methyltransferase activity
Source: RefSeq, a predicted model, not a curated record